Alligator mississippiensis (American alligator) is the source of this 7715-nucleotide messenger RNA. It is a transcript of the gene DNAAF9, whose product is annotated as dynein axonemal assembly factor 9. The coding region runs from base 55 to 3576 and encodes 1173 amino acids. NCBI's taxonomy places the organism in Eukaryota, Metazoa, Chordata, Crocodylia, Alligatoridae. The record is from RefSeq and is a predicted model, not a curated record. The transcript is spliced from 37 exons.
GCUCCCGGUUGAGGCGGCGGCGACGGAGCAGCACCGCGCACCCCGCACCGCGCCAUGGCCCUGCCGCCCCCCGCCCGCGGGCCCCGACACCGGCACGGACACCCCCGCAACGGGCCCGACCCUGUCGUGAGUUGCAGUCGCCUUCGACAGAUUCAGAGCAUCCUGAUGCAAAGCAGCAAAUCUCAACCUGAUGGAAUCCUCUGCAUUUUAGGAAUUGAUAGCCGAUACAAUGAAGGCUGCAGGGAGCUGGCAAACUAUCUUCUUUUUGGAUUGUAUAAUCAGAGUAAUAAUGACUUUGAAAGAACUGGGUUUCCUGAAGAAGUUCUUGAUGAUGUAAUCAUAUUAGUAAAGCCUGACAGUGUCCAUCUAUAUUGUAAUCCUGUGAACUACAGCUAUCUUUUGCCAUAUGUGGCGCACUGGAGAAAUUUGCAUUUUCACUGCUUGACUGAAAAUGAGUACGAAGACGAAGAAGCUGCAGAAGAAUUCAAAAUUGCCAGUUUUGUAGAUAUGGUUCGCGAUUGUAGUCGAAUUGGUAUUCCUUACAGCUCUCAAGGGCAUCUCCAGAUAUUCGAUAUGUUCAUUGUAGAAAAAUGGCCAAUAGUACAGGCUUUUGCACUGGAAGGAAUUGGUGGUGAUGGCUUCUUUACCAUGAAAUAUGAGUUAAUGGAUGUCAGUAUUGAUCUGUGGAAAACAUACAGCAAAAUGGAUCUUGUUUCCCUGGAGGACUUGAUUUUUGAGGAUUUAACAUCUUUUGAACACCAGUGGACCUGCUUUUUUGCUAGUUUUGAUACUGAAAUUCCUUUCAUCUUGGAACUCUCCGAAUCUCAGGCAGGAGAGCCAUUCAGGAGUUAUUUCAGUCACGGAAUGAUUUCGAGCCAUAUAACAGACAAUAGCCCUAGCAGACAACCUUUUGUGCUGUUUGGUAGCCACUCAACUAAAGAGAACCUAAACUCUGGGAACUUCAAUUUUCCAUCAGAGGGGCAUCUAGUUCGAAACACAGGCCUGGGUGGAAGCACUGCCAAGCACAUGGUAGUGCAGUGUGUGUCACCAAGGGGACCUCUGGCUUGUUCAAGGACCUAUUUUUUUGGAACCACUCAUGUUCCAUAUCUGGGGAAUGACAACGAGAUCCAUAAGAAAGCUGAGCAAGUUAUGCUCUUGUCCCAAAUAUAUGCUGCAGUGCUAAAAGCUGUACUUGCUAGCAUUGAAUGUUAUGCUAAAACGUCCAGUGAAAUCAAGGCAAGGGAAACAGCAGAAGAGAAUCUUCUCUCCAUGCUAGAUUCGUUUAAUUUAACACAAUUUAAAACUGCAUUAUGUUCCAAGAUAGCUUUUCAGAUUCAAGCCGUGAAUAAUCAUGGAAGAAUUAUUCCAUUGGACAAUGAGGAUAGCCUUUAUCUGGUUAAAACUGCGGCUAUGACCAUAUAUGACAUCCCAGAUUUGCUAGGCGGAAGGGGAUGCUUGGGAUCUGUAGCCUUUUCAGAAUCAUUUCUAACAACCCAAAUAUGUGUGAAAGAGAAAGAUGGCAGUAUUAAUACAGAAACGAACUACAUCAUUUUGACUGCAGCUAUCCCAAGAUAUGCUUCUUGGUUGGUUGAAGAUAGUGAUGUGAAACUGUCUGAAAGAGCACAGCAAAUUGUGAAGGAAGAUGAAUCCUUCUUGGGUACUCUUCUCACAGGAGGUGAUGGAGGAUAUAUUUAUUCCAGCAAUCCAGAGACCAUGCCUGAGGAAGGUAAAUUAUACUUCUUUUCAGACGGGAUUCUGUUUUCUCAUCCCCACCACGGCAGCAUUACCAUUUCAAAGAAUGACAUGAAUUCCAUUAAUUUCUAUGAUGGGGACUCUACCAGUGUUGUUGCUGCUCUUUUUAUAGACUUCAAAAGUUCCUUGCUGGCCCAUCUACCAGUUGAGUUCCAUACUCCAAGCAACUUUCUAAUGAUAGCACUUUUCCCCAAAACAAAGAUUUAUAAAGCUUUUUACUCACAGGUUUUCUCCUCCUGGCAACAAAGGACAAACUCAGGAUUAUCUUUAAGAGUUGUCCAGGAAGAAUUCUUAUCGGUGGAACAGAAGAGAUUAUAUUCCAAGAUGCAGAAGCUGUUUAAUGCAUUGUCCUAUCCUGCUGGGGAAAGAGGAAACCAGCUAAAAAUAUCUGCUAACCUCCCAGAGCUAGAGCGGUUUCUGCAACAUUUUGGAGUCAGCAGUGCAAGCUGUGAGCCAGUAAUGAGAGCGCACCUUCCUAUUUUAUUGCAAGAGUCGGAAAUCAUUCCUGUAAGCAAAGCAGAAAAUGAUAAGGUGAUUGUGACCAUCUUAACAGGCCUUCCAGGAUGUCGUUGCAGUGAUCUCUGUUCUUUUCUGGUUACUUUUAACAAGGAGUAUGGAAGGUGGAUCAUUUAUCGGCAAACUUUGGACAGCCCUGAGUGCUUCAGUGCAGCCCACUUCCAGCGUUACCUCUCCAGUGUCCUUGAGUCCCAGCAGAACCGCAGUGCCCGUCAGGCUGCUUAUGCUAGAAAGAAAAUGAGGCUGCUGGUGGUCUUACAAGGAUAUACAGAUGUGAUUGAUGUUGUACAGGCCCUGCAGACUCACCCUGAUCCUGAGGUGAAGUCCUCUUUCAUCAUUGGGACAAUUAAUACUUGCGUGGAACCUCUUAGCUGCUAUAUGGAGCAUAGAUUUCUUUUUCCUAAGUUCCUGGACCAGUGUUCACAAGGACUAGUGAGCAAUGUAGUCUUCACAAGUCACACUGCUGAACAGAGACACCCACUCCUUGUACAACUGCAGAGCCUUAUCCGAGCUGCAAACCCCAUGGUUUCAUUUAUCCUGGCAGAAAAUGGAGUUGUAACAAGGAAUGAGGACAUUAAGCUAAUUCUCUCAGAAAGCAGUUUUUCUAAUCCUCAGAUGAUGAGAGCUCGGUAUCUAAUGUAUCCUGGCUGGUAUGAAGGGAAAUUUGGAUCUGGGUCUGUGUUCCCACCAAUGGUUCAAAUCUGUGUGUGGUUUAGCCGUCCUCUGGAAAAAACACGCUUUGUAACGAAAUGUAAAGCGAUCAAGUCUUCACUUAAGCCAAGCCCUUUCUCUGGGAACAUAUACCACAUUUUGGGCAAAGUUAAAUUUUCAGAUUCCGAUAAACUGAUUGAAGUCUGUCACAACACAUCAUCUAACUCACUAAGCCUUGUACCUGUUCAGGAGGGGCCAACCCCUCCUGAUUCAAGAAAUGAUAACAGAGAUUGCAGCGGCCAGCAGGAAUGCUUCCUUGUGUUCGUCGGCUGCUCUCUCAAGGAAGAGGAUAUGAAAGACUGGCUCAGAGAAACUGCAAAGCAGAAACCUCAGAGGAAAGCCCUGAAAACCAGAGGAAUGCUGACUUUGCAGGAGAUAAAAAACAUUCAUGUGAAACGCCAUCUGGAUCCGCUUCCAGCUGGUUACUUUUACAACGGAACGCAGUUUGUGAAUUUCUUUGGGGACAAGAUGGAUUACCAUCCUCUGAUGGACCAGUUCAUGAAUGACUACUUGGAAGAAGCAAACCGAGAAAUAGAGAAGUACAACAGAGAGCUGGAAGAGCAGGAAUAUGACGACCUCUUUGAGAUGAAGAUCUAAAUAUGCGAGUUUAAAUUUCUGAACUACCAAGUGACUGUCAGUAACCAAAAAAUGCUGUUGUCCUUCCUGGUUAACAAGAAAAUCAAAAGUGAAGUGUCAGUUUUCAACCAUCCUUCGAAAUAGAACAGUUUGUUCCUGUAAGGUUGGCAUUUUUAAUCUGGUAACUGCUAAGUUGUUUGUACUGUCUGGUUCGUUUCCACUUCACCUGUGUGCCAGAUCAUAAAAAGUAUCACCUGGAAUCUCUCCAGCUAGUUGUGCAAAAAUACUAUGUACUUAAGAAAAAGUGAAUUUCCCAAGAGUCUGAAGCCUGAUCAUGAAACUGGUCUGCUGCAUUGAUAAUCAAACCCAUAGCUUGGUUCUUUAAAUGUCGUAUACAGUGUUUAGCACAGAUUUUGCAAACAUGCUGACAAAUGCAAAAAGGGCCGACAUGGAUGUGCACUUGAAGCAUGUCAGCGUGUGGGAUUGGGAGGUGUUCCUAAAGCGAGAAAUGGGGGAACACUGGAAAGGCUCUGAAGAGAGCUCCCGAUCCUACCGCUGUCUUUGGCUGUCCUGUGAAAUCCCUGCAACACCUGAAUGUGCAGAUAGUGAUUUGAUCUUCUAUAAUGAGAUGUCAGUACAUUUCAGUGAAAAAAAGAUCAGUGGAGAUGCUUUGCUUUCUCCCCUGCCACUAUCGUGAGGUGUUGUGUAAAAUGCAUUACAGGCAAGAUGCUGUAAUCUGUGACCUGCCAUUGCUAAAGGGUUUUCUUGUACACUUUACUCUAGCAGCAACCGCCAAGCAGAACAUGCCAGGGGAUGAGCCAGGUAUCUUUUAGCUGAAGAGAGGGAGGAAUGACAGCAGAGGAAUAAUUAUUUCCAAAGGUGAAACAGUAGCAAAAGAUGGGAAAUAAUUCCAUUUCAGGCUUGGAAGCACCUUUUAUAUGUGAAGCUUUUAAAAAAGCCUGGUGCUGUAGCCUUCCACAGAAUUGAAACACACAGGGUAUAUAUAUAUAUUUUUUUUUCCUUUGCAAGAGUCCCUGCUGGUUUAUUUUUCCCUCAAAUUGAUAUUACAGUGGAGAUGAUUGGCACCUUGUCUUCUAAAUUAAAUCCUGUUUGGAGCAUGACUAUGUAGAAUGCCAGCUAAAGGACUGUGAGAUGGCAUCCCCUAGAAGCUAUUUAGGUAGGAUUAUUGAAGUUGAUUUCCUUGGAAACCAGAUUGCUGUAGCUCAUUACGUAUUUGGAAGCAAGCUAAGUAGAAACCAGCCAGCCAAGAAAAUGUUGACUUGUGUAUGCCUUUGCUCAGGAACAGAUAACAAUCUGCUUUUCAUGCAGCUAGAACCUGUCUGUUGGCCAGAUGUACACGAUGAAAUAAGAAGUCCUUAUUGACAUUUAUCUGAAGACACUUAUGGUGCCUUUGGUUAAAAGGGACCAGAUUUCACUCCGUACCCUAGUCUAAGGCUACAGAAAAAUUAAAGCCUUAGGAAAUGAAUUCUUUACAUUUGGAGUAUUAAAUGUCAGUCGGGCCACAAAAAUCAAAAGCUCUUUGUAGAUGAAAUUUUAGUAUGCAUCACUACCAAGUCACUUGGGCCUUUGGAUUCCAGGUGAUGCAGCUUAGCAUUUAAAUGUUGUGAGGCUGCUUCUUAGAUAGCUUUCAUUCCAGAUCCGAAAAGGCUUUCCGAAUUUAGGAGUUAUUUUGCGUGACCCAAGACUUUGUAAAGAAAACCGUAUGUGUCCCAUUAAAGUGCAGUACAAGCCAGCAAUUAGUUCCAAGUUCUUUAAGGCUUUCUAAGGCAACCCAUAGUACAGGUAGAGCAUCAUAAUAAGGCUCAUUUAAGUAAUCUAUGCAUGGCUACACUUCAGUCUUUUAAUAUACUGUAGUGCCUGGUAGGGUAAAUGUAAGUAGCAGUUUAUUUCAGGGGAGUUAUCAGUGUUUAGAAACUAAGUAAAAUUGGCUGCAUAAAACUGGGUAUUAAGCCAGAGGCGUGAAAAUUCACAACUCUGGAGGUAACAUUGCAAUAAAAGGGGCAUUAGGGGACUAGAAAAAUGUGUACUCCUUUGCCAGUGUAACUUAGCAGAAACACUGUUGGCUCCUUCUAGACCUAAAUUGUCUAAUGAUCUGUAAAAGCCAUAUAUCUAGAAUUAGUUGUAUGACUAUGUAAUGUCAGGCAAAGUAACCGAAGUUGAGACAACAGGCACUUUGUCAACAUUUUGUCUCAACUUGGAAGCCGAUAACAGUGUAGAUUUUUAAGUGCAAUUGAUUAAAUAAUAGACGAAGUUACUGUAGGGUAUUUUGCUCCGCUGAACUCUUUUUAAGAACGCCAAUUUGUGCAGCUCUUGAAAAUUUGAAUGUGGACGGGCUCCUUCAUCUCGUGUUACUUUAAAACGUGCUAUAUACCAAGGGAUGCCCUGCGAACAAAAAGGAGCUCAUAAAAGUGCUCCAAUUUAAUUUCUUGCUGCACAGAUCGAGCAGUUUUUAAAGCCUGUAUCAGGAGAGAUCACCACAAGAAAGGCAUAGUAUACAUAUUAUAUGCUGUACUGCAUGCUGAGUGGUAACAAUAACUGUGUAAUAUGAUGAAGACCUUUCACCAUACUGGUACUAUUUCAAUUAAUAUAUUUUGGUAUUGAAAUAAUUUGAUUACCUCAGCUUUUUCAUGUUUGACUGUGAUUUUUGAAAAAAAAAAAAAAAAAUACCGAAAUAGAGAAACUGUGACAGUGGUAUCCUUUAAACAUAGCAGUGCCUUGCACGUGACGUCACUGAUGCACUAAGCAUGUUACAAAAGUCGACGUCACGGGUUGUAUUGCUUGCACCCUUUUUUUUAAAGGAGAAACGGUUUUGGUGAAAGGACUUAAAGUUAACCUAGUGGAAAAUAUUAGCACACGUGGUUCAAUUUUUUUAGGGGAGGGGGAAAAACUCUUUGAGGACUAAAAUGUCUAAAUAUUCGAUGCUGCUGAUUAUUUUAAUAACAGUUGCUGAAGCAUUUUGGAGUUGCUUCUGACAGUCAGCAGCACCUUUUUUAGGGGAAGAACAUAACUUUUGUAUUCAUGUCAGAGAUGUAAAUACCAUACUGAACCCCAGCUAUAGGGUAAUCUGGUUUUUAUUGCUCUCGAAGUUGAGAGAGGAAUUGGGUUACUUAAAGUAUCUAGUUUUUUGAAAUUUUUUACUACUGUAAAACUGAAAAAAAGCACCAUCUCUAUGUAGGCUGCAAACCUUCAGAUACAUUAAGAAGUGCCAUUACACUGUUCCUUAUUAUUUGUACUGUAUACUGAAAAUUGAAAACAGUAAGGUUUUUGUCUGGGCAUUUCUGGCAUUGUGAUGAAGUGCUAAGAGUCCUCAAGGAGUUUACAUGCUUCGCUGACCUUUUAAUGUUAGCAGCUUGUGGGGUUGUUUUUUUUUUUUCCUUACUGAGAAUGAGUGUGAUCAGAAGUUACUGAAGUUAUAGGGGAGGAAAUGUGAAAAACUUACAGAAGGAGCGCUUGCAACUUGAAUUGAACUGCGACCUAGGAAUAUUUCUUUGUAAAACGGUGGAAUUUGUUGCUAUUCCCAGUUUUACACCUUGUCUUUAGCUACAGAGGUUGCGGGGAGAAUUGAAGUUGCUAUUAAAAGUUCCUUAAUAAGUUUUUUUUUUUAUGGAGAAUUUUUUUUUUUCUGAAUUUGCACAGAUAUAAGCUCUGGAAUACCUUGUUGGUGUUCUUAAAAGGGAAAAUUGUAACUAGUAGAGUAAAUCAUAAACUGUGAUUUGUUAGAACUGCAAUGUUUAAUCUAAUUUUAGAUUGUUAAAAAACGUACCUCAAAAGGCUAGUGAGAAAUUGCUUCGUUUUUACACAAUUGUCAAAUAUAACACAUCUCACUUUACAGUGUGCCAAAAUUCACUUUUUAUACUAGUUGUCAAUGCUUUAAUAUUUGCAACUUAAGUUGAAAACGUUGUAUUUACAAACACUACUGUAACUUCAGUUAAACUGAAUUGUGUGAUUGAAGCUUUUUUGCUUAUUAUUGUAUUUAUUACACAACUUGAUUCAGUAAAUAUAAAAUCUACCUUUCCAUUUAUUUUUGUAUUGUUUUACAUGUUUAUACUUGCAGUCUGUGAUUUUUUUUUUUGUUCUUAUACCUGUAAUUCAGAUGUGAUGCUGACAACCAAUAAACAAUAUCCAUCUGUUGCAUUUAA